Molecule: messenger RNA, 1437 nt
Organism: Chironomus riparius
Lineage: Eukaryota; Metazoa; Arthropoda; Insecta; Diptera; Chironomidae
Source: the annotation of a GenBank genome assembly
AUGGAAGAUUUAAAAGAGACAUUAAACUCAACAUUUCAUCUAUUUUCGCACAAUAAAAGUUACGCUAUACCUGGUACUUAUGACAUCGAUUCUAUUGACUCAGCAUGGGUUCUCUCAUCAGCACUAAUCUUCUUUACGAUGCAAACAGGCCUAGGAUUACUAGAAGCAGGUAUUUUGUCCAAAAAGAACGAAGUGAAUGUGUUGAUGAAGAAAUUUGCUGAUAUUUGUUGUGUUGGUUUUGCAUACUACGUAUAUGGAUUUGCAUUUAUGUACGGUCGAGGUGAAUACACGAAUCCUUUUAUUGGACUUGGUGACUUCUUUGUCAAUGCUGACAAAAACGAUAAAUUUGCCAAUCAAAUAUUCACAUUCUUCUUCUUCCAAAUAAGUUUUGCGUCAACUAGCACAACUAUUGCCAGUGGAGGUGCUGGAGAGCGAUUCAGGUUCUCUGCAUACAUUAUUUAUUGCUUCUUCAGUUGCUUCAUUUAUUCAGUUGGUGCUGGAUGGAUCUGGGGGCAACAUGGAUUCUUGAAGAACUUAGGUGUCAUCGAUUUUGCUGGCAGUGGACCAGUUCACAUUAUUGGAGGUGCUGGAGCAUUAGUGUCUGCUUAUUACAUUGGACCACGAAUUGGUAGAUAUGAAAAAGGAACUAAACCACUUCCAAUUGGAAAUCCUUUCAAUCUUUGCCUUGGUACACUAAUUGUAAUGUGGGGCUGGUACGGCUUCAACGCAGGAUCAAGCUACGGAUUAUCUGGUGAAAAAUGGAAUACAUCAGCAAGAGCCGGUGUGUCAACAGUUGUUACUUCAAUGGCUGCUGGAUUUUUCAGUAUGGUAUACUCGAUGGUUAAGAAUAAAGGAAAAGUGUCUGUGCUGGAAGUGAUUUGUGGAAUUCUUUGCUCAAUGGCUGCAAUAAAUGCUGGAUGCUCCGUAUAUUCAAUCCAUACGUCAAUUGUUGUUGGCUUGAUUGCUGCCAUGCUUUGCUUCAUUGUCGGACCACUUAUUGAUCGAAUGAAAAUUGAUGAUGCAGUUGGCGCUACAGCAAUUCAUUUAGUAGGUGGAAUUUGGGGACAAAUUGCGGUUGGAUUAUUUGCUGAUCCGAUUGAUGGUCAUCAAGGACUAUUUUAUGGAGGAGGAUUCUACUUACUUUGCAUUCAAACGUUCUCGUCAAUCUGCUUAGCAUUAUGGGCUGCUCUAACCACACUAAUCAUCUUAUGGUUCGUCAACAAAAUAAUCCCAAUUCGAUUAAGUGUUGAGGAAGAAACUCUUGGCUGUGACUUGACUGAGCAUUUUGAAAAUGAUGAACUUCAUAAGUUGCUCACGAAUACUGAAACUAAAACUGGAAAUAUGGUUCCGAAAUAUGUUUGUCCUUGCCAUUUAUCACCUGAUAAUGAUUUAAAUAAGCGUAAAGUUUUUUAUAUUAAUGAAAAUUUUGAACCUUAA